Molecule: messenger RNA, 1164 nt
Organism: Volvox carteri f. nagariensis
Lineage: Eukaryota; Viridiplantae; Chlorophyta; Chlorophyceae; Chlamydomonadales; Volvocaceae
Exons: 5
Coding region: 1-1164 (387 amino acids)
Source: RefSeq, a predicted model, not a curated record
AUGUGUGGGGGGGGGCAGAUGGCGCUUUGGUGUUUCGGGGGUUAUGGUUGGCUAUCCCCGGGAGCUCCCGUCCUGGACCAGAGGGACAUGGGGAGAAGUUGGGAAGCAGAUGCACCCUGGCGCAGCAGCAGCACACAAAAGCAAAGCACUCCCUUAGAAUUUCCAUGUUGGGAGAAGGGAUUUCCAGCUGCUGCUGCUGCUGCGAAGCCCACAAAACAGCCCAGAUCCAAUGUAAGCAUACAGAAAAAACCCAAAUCAACUUCUACAACCAAGCCAGUUCCUGACAAGGGCGAUAAGAAUCAAGGUGAAGGAGAUGAGUCCAAGGAUGACGAGGGUGCUGAAGCCGGUGAUAACAUCCACGCCCACCAUGCGUUUUGGCGGGAUGCCCGGAUGCGGAAGAUGCAGCCCAUGAUCGAGGAGGGCAUGCGCAUGAACGCAUACGAGGGCCUGCAGGGGUACGGGGGCUUCAUGGGAGGGCCGGACAGGGCCUGGAGCUUCCUGUACGACAGUCCAUCGGCACGGCUGACUGCGGCGGCGUUCGCUCCGCUGUGGUCGGCGGGUGUGGGGCUGGUGCGACCCAUGGUGUUGGGGCCCACGGAGGAUAUGAUCCGGGACCAAGUAGACAACAGCUUCAAUGCCACGGAGUUCGUGGACUCGGUGUCCCAGGCGGCCCGUGUGUUCUUCGAGGCAGUGGCCGCCGAAGACUCGGAGGCACUAUCUAAGAUGUGCACCCCAAGAGCCACUGAGGCUCUGGAUCGAGACCGUCGUCGGCUGCGGGAGGAGCUGGGGCUGCUGAUCACACGGAUAGACACGCAGGUCGGCAAGGCUUCACUGGCGGGGGCCAACCUGUGGGGCCCUGACUCUAUUCGCGGCUUCGACCCAGCUUGGGCAAGUGACCUCUCACCCAACCUGUCCAAAUCGUGGCUGGUAGUGGGUGUGUACCUGGACGUGACAUUGUGGGUGUCAUACAAGCGGGUAGGCAACAGCGGCGAGCGCGACAGUGGCGGCGUAGGUGGAAGCGGAGCUGUCUGGGGUCAGGAGGCGAGGCAGGAGUUCCAGCUGCCUGUGCGGCGCUGGGGCACUUGGUUUAUGGCGCGAGGGCCACUACCCAAGGGCCCUGCAGAGAGCCUGGACUGUCCAUGGAAGCUGCUCGCCUGGUGCUGA